Messenger RNA from Culex pipiens pallens (northern house mosquito), 2126 nucleotides. RefSeq names its product rab GDP dissociation inhibitor alpha (gene Gdi). Gene Ontology annotation, cellular component: cytoplasm. Bases 263 to 1594 code for a protein of 443 amino acids. Lineage: Eukaryota; Metazoa; Arthropoda; Insecta; Diptera; Culicidae. The transcript has 3 exons. Gene Ontology annotation, biological process: vesicle-mediated transport; protein transport; small GTPase-mediated signal transduction. Gene Ontology annotation, molecular function: Rab GDP-dissociation inhibitor activity. The record is from RefSeq and is a predicted model, not a curated record.
CGAAGGAAUCGUCCAGUCAGUGCAGCAGCAGUGUCGUGUCGUGUCAAAGAUUUUCUCGUCGGCCAAGAGGCAGGAAGUGCUCCGGAGUGUGCUGUUCCGUGGAACUCUGUAAGGGAGGAAAGAAAAAAAAAAGUUGAUUCGUGGAAGCGAUUCGUCGUCCGCCUCGUUACGGAUCCAAGAGUGCCGUGUGGUCUGCCCCGCCGGAAAGUGUAGCCAAGUUUUGUUUUUUCUCGCGUAAGGAGAAAGUAGCCGCAGCAGAACCAUGGAUGAGGAGUACGACGCCAUUGUCCUCGGCACUGGGCUGAAGGAGUGCAUCCUCAGCGGAAUGUUGUCCGUGUCGGGCAAGAAGGUGCUCCAUAUCGACCGCAAUAAGUACUACGGCGGCGAGUCCGCCUCGAUUACGCCCCUCGAGGAUCUGUUCUCGCGGUUUGGCGUCGAGCUGCCCGAGGGCAAGUAUGGCCGCGGCCGGGACUGGAACGUCGACCUCAUACCCAAGUUCCUGAUGGCCAACGGGCUGCUGGUCAAGCUGCUGAUCCACACGGGCGUGACCCGUUAUCUCGAGUUCAAGUCCGUCGAGGGCAGCUACGUCUACAAGGGGGGCAAGAUCUCGAAGGUUCCCGUCGACCAGAAGGAGGCCCUCGCGUCCGACCUGAUGGGCAUGUUCGAGAAGCGCCGCUUCCGCAACUUCCUCAUCUACGCGCAGGACUUUAUCCAGGACGACCCGAAGACCUGGAAGGACUUUGACCCGACCAGCAAGACCAUGCAGGAGCUGUACGACAAGUUCGGGCUGGACAAGAAUACUCAGGACUUUACGGGGCACGCGCUCGCCCUGUACCGCGACGACGACUACCUGGCGGAACCGGCCGUCAAGACCAUCAACCGGAUCAAGCUGUACUCGGACUCGCUGGCCCGUUACGGCAAGUCGCCGUACCUGUACCCGAUGUACGGCCUGGGCGAGCUGCCCCAGGGCUUCGCGCGGCUGUCCGCCAUCUACGGCGGCACGUACAUGCUGGACAAGCCGAUCGACGAGAUCGUGUACGACGGCAGCGGCAAGGUCGUGGGGGUGCGCUCCGGCGAGGAAGUGGCCAAGUGUAAACAGGUCUACUGCGAUCCCACCUACGUGCCGGAAAAGGUCCGCAUCAAGGGCAAGGUCAUCCGGUGCAUCUGUCUGCUGGACCACCCGGUCGCCAACACCAAGGACGCCCUCUCGACGCAGAUCAUCAUUCCCCAGAAGCAGGUCGGGCGCCGGUCUGACAUCUACGUGUCGCUGAUCAGCUCGACGCACCAGGUGUCGGCCAAGGGCUGGUUCAUCGGUAUGGUGUCGACCACGGUCGAGUCGGACAACCCGGAGGCGGAGAUCAAGCCGGGCCUGGACCUGCUCGCGCCGAUCGCGCAAAAGUUCGUGUGCGUGUCGGACUACUACGAGCCGACCGACAACGGGCUCGGCUCGCAGGUGUUCAUAUCCGAGUCGUACGACGCCACCACGCACUUUGAGACCACCUGUCUGGACGUGCUCGACAUUUUCAAGCGCGGCACCGGCGAGGACUUUGACUUUUCCAAGAUCAAGCAGGAGCUCGGCGAUGAGGAGCAGUAAGAGGCAGGGAGGGAAGGUCAAGUCGCGGAACGAGCGCAGUGUGAUGAGAGAUGUGGGGUAGGAAGAGAAGCAUGAUGAUGAAAGACAGAUCGCCACACUCUUCCUUGCAGCGAGAAAGUGGAGGGAAAAAAAGUUUAAACAAGAAGAGAGGACAGCAGCACGACUACUCUCGACAGAUUAUUAAUUACGAUUAAUAUAUGGAAAAAAGAAAAUCUGCAUCUGAUACAUUAUUAAUAUUUACUGCUAUUUUUAGUAUCAAUAAAAAUUUACUUUAAAAACAGCAAACAUUAUUGUAUAACAGACAAACCAAGCUAUUGUAAGGUAUUUUCCAACAAACAAAAACAGCAAAUGAAGCAUGAAUCGAGACAAACAAAACAAAUUGAGAACAUCGAAGUAUCACCUGGAAUCAAGCGAGUUCACUUACCACAGACAUGGGUACAAUCAUUUUCCCCCAACUUCAGUAUAUCUUAUCGAAAUGGUAUUUUUUGCUUGCUUUUGUUUUAAUUAAUCGCCGCUGAAAUAAAAUCAAGCA